Messenger RNA from Sclerotinia sclerotiorum 1980 UF-70, 915 nucleotides. RefSeq lists its product as hypothetical. The record is from RefSeq and is a predicted model, not a curated record. Gene Ontology annotation, molecular function: gluconolactonase activity; calcium ion binding. Gene Ontology annotation, biological process: L-ascorbic acid biosynthetic process. The coding region runs from base 1 to 915 and encodes 304 amino acids. The transcript has 2 exons. Lineage: Eukaryota; Fungi; Ascomycota; Leotiomycetes; Helotiales; Sclerotiniaceae.
AUGUCUUCUAUACAAACAUGGACAGUCACCGAGCCAUACAUCAACCCGCAGUGUGGUCUCGGCGAAGCACCGUUUUAUGAGUCCUCCACCAACACACUCCGCUUUGUGGAUAUCAAAAAGAAGCGCUUCCACACUAUAGAUCUCAAUGUUGGCCCGUCAUCUCUUACCACCAUACAGCUAGAUAUUCCCAUCGGCGUUACUGCCGAUAUCGAGGGUGUAGAUUGCACUGAUAAGAUAUUGGUUGGUGGCAAAAGCGGGAUUUACGUGAUGAGGAGAAGUGACGGGGAGUUGAAGCUGCUGAAGAGAUUUUAUGAUAGUGAAGAAAAUGAUGAGAGGUUGAGAAGUAAUGAUGGGGCGGUGGAUCCAAAAGGGAGGUUCUGGAUUGGGACCAUGAAUGACUUUUGGGUGGGGGAGCCACAAAGUGAGGGUACAAUGUUCCGCUUCGAUAAUGAUCUCACACGCCACACAAUCCGCGAGGGUCUCACAAUUCCUAAUGGAAUAGGUUGGUCUGCUGAUCAAAAGACUCUUUACUUCACUCACACAACGGAAUCAACAAUCUGGGCGUAUGACUAUGACGCUGCGACUGGGGAUGUCAGCAACCAGCGAGCCUUUUGGAAACUUGAUACUGAUGGUGAGCCCGAUGGAUUCGUAUUUGAUUCGGAAGGGAAUAUAUGGCAAUGUAUAUACGGAGAAGGGCGCGUGUUAAGAAUCAACACGGAGGGCCAAGUCACCGGCGAGAUUAGGUUUCCGACGAAGUGUAUUACAUGUCCAGUAUUUGUAGGCACAGAGUUGUGGGUUACGAGUGCGAUUGCUGGAGGCGAUGAAUAUGCUGGAGCGUUGUUUAAGGUUGAUGUAGGAAUUGGCGGGAUAACAGACUUCAAGUUUAAGUUAGCGAAAGGAAGCGCUGAACUGUGA